Molecule: messenger RNA, 288 nt
Organism: Staurois parvus
Lineage: Eukaryota; Metazoa; Chordata; Amphibia; Anura; Ranidae
Source: the annotation of a GenBank genome assembly
CACAGUGGAUCACCAAUCAAUGGAAAGAGCCGAAGAGGUCGGCUCGGUCAUGUGAUCAGCUAUGUCCAAUCACAGCUGAUCACAUCAGUGCCACCUGCCAGUGCCCAUCAGUGCUACAUCAAUGCCACAUUUCAGUGCCUACCAGUGCACAUCAAUGCCAUAUAUCAGUGCCCAUCUGAGCUGCCUUUCAGUGUCAGUCAGUGCCACCUAUCAGUGCUGCCAAUCAUUGCCACCCAUCAGUGCCACCUAUCAGUCCCAUCACUGCCGGCCAAACAGUGCCAGUCAGUG